This is a messenger RNA of Phymastichus coffea, 3854 nucleotides long. Its product is annotated as protein groucho-like. The record is from RefSeq and is a predicted model, not a curated record. Lineage: Eukaryota; Metazoa; Arthropoda; Insecta; Hymenoptera; Eulophidae. Gene Ontology annotation, molecular function: protein binding; transcription corepressor activity. Gene Ontology annotation, cellular component: nucleus; transcription regulator complex. Gene Ontology annotation, biological process: regulation of DNA-templated transcription; negative regulation of canonical Wnt signaling pathway.
AGAAGCUCGAUAUCGCCAGCUGAGCGAGAAAAAUACUCCAGGCCACGUAGCACGCCAGACUCGCAGCACCACGACCACAUUCACCUGAAGAAGCAGAAGGAACAGGACAAAGACAUUAGCCACCAGAGCGACGGCGAGAAGAGCGAUCAGGAUUUGGUCGUCGACGACGCGAGCGAGGACGGGCCGACCGGGAGCCCGACAGCCAACGGCACGACGUCGCCCCGCGAGAACGGCAUCGACAAGCUCGGCCCGUCGUCCGUGUCGUUGAGCGGCGGCAUGAAGAAGGAAGCUCCGCCGCCGUCGCCGCGCAGCGGAACGAGCAGCAACGCCAGCACGCCGUCGGCCAAGAAAAUGGAGGAACGCGAGAAGCCAACCACGCCGAUCUCGAAACCCGUGACACCCACCUCAGCAGGUGGGAGCAGUUCCGGGUCAGGCGUCAUGAAGCCGUCGUCGUCGAGCAAAGCCUUGGUGUCGGCAUCGACGAUCGGACCGUAUCCACCGCACUACCCGCCACCGCACCAUCCGCCGGUCGGACCGCACGUCGACAUGCUCGGCUACCCGCCCGGUGCCCUCAACGGCUAUCCGGCACGACCGCCGCUACAGCAGCUGUACGAUCAUCACGGCAACAUGAGAGCACCCCUCGGACCGCUGGCCGUGCCUGGCGGCAAACCGGCGUACAGUUUCCACGUGUCGAGCGAGGGCCAAAUGCAGCCGGUGCCCUUUCCCAAUGACGCCCUCAUCGGGCCAGGUAUACCAAGACACGCGCGUCAAAUCAACACACUCACCCACGGCGAGGUGGUAUGCGCCGUGACCAUCUCCAAUCCCACCAAGUACGUGUACACCGGGGGCAAGGGCUGCGUCAAAGUCUGGGACAUAAGCCAAGGUGGAAGCAACAACUCCAAGCCGGUCUCUCAACUUGACUGCCUGCAACGCGACAACUACAUCAGAUCGGUGAAGUUGCUCCCCGACGGGCGGACUCUGAUCGUCGGCGGCGAGGCUAGCAAUCUGAGUAUCUGGGAUCUGGCCAGCCCGACGCCGAGGAUCAAGGCCGAGCUGACCUCGUCGGCGCCAGCCUGCUACGCAUUGGCCAUCUCGCCGGACUCCAAGGUCUGCUUCAGCUGCUGCAGCGACGGCAACAUCGCCGUCUGGGAUCUGCAAAACCAGACGCUCGUUAGACAAUUCCAGGGCCAUACGGACGGAGCGUCCUGUAUCGACAUCUCGGCCGACGGAUCCAAACUCUGGACUGGUGGACUGGAUAAUACUGUCAGAUCUUGGGAUCUGAGAGAAGGUCGCCAGUUACAACAACACGAUUUCACAUCGCAAAUCUUCUCGCUUGGCUAUUGCCCGACGGGCGAGUGGUUGGCCGUUGGUAUGGAGAACUCCAACGUCGAGGUGCUGCACGCCACGAAACCAGACAAAUACCAGCUUCAUUUGCACGAGUCUUGCGUGCUGUCCUUGCGAUUCGCUUCCUGCGGCAAGUGGUUCGUGUCCACUGGCAAGGACAAUCUUCUCAACGCUUGGCGCACUCCUUAUGGUGCAUCGAUAUUCCAGUCCAAGGAAUCUUCAUCAGUACUCAGCUGCGAUAUUUCAACGGACGACAAGUACAUCGUCACUGGAUCCGGUGACAAGAAGGCUACUGUCUACGAAGUGAUGUACUAAAAGCCCUAGCGCGACUGUUAAUAUAUAAAUAACGACUUAGAUUUUUAAGCUUGUUAAGAUAUUUAUGAAAGGCACUGUAUUCGCAAAAGUAUCUCAUUUUUCUCCGGACGAAUUAAGUCCUGACCCUCACGACAUCGUCAGUGUAGUUUAUAUUUUACAUAAAAUCGUAGUGAAAAGAACAUUUAUGCAGAAACAUACAUUUUUUCAUGUCGAGCAUAAACAUUUUUGUCGGUGCUACUUACUGAAUCGUCAGAAAAGAGAGGGAACAGGGGAGGGAGGGAGAGAGAGCUCGAUUUAAUUGCCACGUAAAAUGAAUUGUAAACGAUCACAUACGUCGAUAUUAGUUGCACUCAGAAUGUUUAGCAUAAUUAUUUCCACUUUAACGGAGAUGUUUUUUCUUAAAUUCUUCUUUUUAUUGUAUAAAGACUUUAAUAAUGAUAUUGUGACAGAUUUCUCCUCAAAUUAAUUUCAAGAGCAAUUGUGUUUACUUUUAAAGAUAGAAAAAGUAAGAUUAAAUAUAUGUGAAAAAAAGGAAUUCGAACACAAACAGUUAUUUAAUAAUGUAUAAAAAGUAAGAAAUUUAUGUACUUGUAAGUAGAAGGCAUGCUAAAAAAGAUAAUGAAAGACAGAAUAAUACGAUUGCGUAUCUGUGAGAAACGAUUUUCAGCGUGACACGUCUGUCGUACUGAAAAAUCGUAAUUGUAAAAUAGAAUUUAUUAAUUUUUAGGGGCGAAUGGCAGAACGUAUGUGUGAGACAAUAGAUAUAUAAGUGUAUAGCAAGUAAAAUAAUAUUGCUAAUUGUAUAUGCCUCACAAUAUUUGACGAAUGAAGUGAAAUAUAAAAGAAGUGAGAAUAACGGAACCAUGAGUCUGCGUCACUUUUGAAUUAACUCCGUGUGCUCUCUUAUAACAAAACAUUCUGCAAUUUGGAUGAGCGCAAAUUUUAAUGGGAAAACAAGAUAACGUGAAAGUAAUCUUAUAUAAGAUGCAUAUUGCUACAAAAACCAUUAAAAUAUCUUACGUAAUAAAUACGAAAUCAGUAUGAAAUGGACGAUUUAACGCGUGAUGACGAUAUUAUGCUGUUCUAGACAGUGUUGAUGCGUAAAAAAGAACAUUUACACGCAUAACGACGAUAUGUUGAUAAUAUACUGAAAAGAUGAAAACAAAAAAUAUGUAUCGCCACUCAUUAUCAGAUAUUUGACAAAAUAUUUUUGUGACUGUCAAUGUAAAACGGCUCGCAAGAGGCAAGACAAGGCCGAAAGAAAAAAAAGAACGACUUUAGAACCGUAAGAGAUUUUGCAUUUUUAUCACUAGUAUCCGCUUCUUUAAAUGAUUUCAUUUUUAAAACAAAUAUGAGUAAAUUAAUUGAACGCUGUUGAAACAGCAGCUGACUCUCAUUGCGCGCGCUUGACCAAUAUGUGAUCCCAUGAAAAUGCAAAAUCCGACGAUAACCAUUGUGAAAAACCUUGAAAUGCCUCGGGCGGAGCUAAAGCCUCUUAUAAAAGGUAUUUAGAUAGCGCAAUAUUGUUCAGAGCCAGCUGUGAGUCAGAUGCAAAUACGGAUAUUUAUAUUUUGUUACAGGAAGAUACACACAAAUUAUUACACCCGCCGUGAUCGCAGCAAAGUUGCUUUUCAAAUGUUUGUUCUCUAUCCGCGAAGGCAUACAUAGAUUUUAAUUACAUACACACAUACACACUCUAUGAGAGCUUUUAGUGCCGUGACUUUGUCAACGUACCCAUACACAGACACACAGAUGCGAUGAUAAAAAGGUAAUAACUUUGAGCGAUCACGGUUCCGAUGAAUAGACCAAUAGAAACAUUUAUACCUCAAGACUCAAUAGAUUAUUGCAGCUAAUGAAACAACUGUACAAAUCAAUAUUCUUUUACAGUAAAAGAAAAGUAAACAUAGCAGCAUCCGUGAUUCAAUGGAACAUUGUUAAUUGUAGACUCACUUUAUUAUCACAAUCCAAGCUUGCGUUUUUUGUCAUGUAUUAGGCUGGCAUACCAUCUUUGAUUUAGCUAUCGAUUGCUCGUUUUAAUAAGCUUUUCCAUAUAUAGAGCGAUCGCAAUUUUUUCCCAUUGAAAACGACUUAAUCAGUUUUUUAAACACAGUCCAUGUUGUUCCUAUAGCUACGCGGAAAUUGUUCUUUUUUGGCAAUUAAAUUGUGUGCAUGUACGUAUACGCAGAUAAGGCGAC